CACACACACACACACACACACACAUAUAUAUAUGUGUAUAUAUGUAUAUAAACAUCUAUGCAUCCCAGACAUGCCUAUCUAUGUUGGUUUUUCUCAGAGCCGCGAUGGAUACUGCCAGCCAUAGCCUUGUGCUUCUGCAGCAGCUGAACAUGCAGCGAGAGUUUGGUUUUCUGUGUGACUGCACCGUUGCUAUUGGGGAUGUUUACUUCAAAGCCCACCGAGCAGUACUUGCUGCUUUUUCUAACUAUUUCAAGAUGAUUUUUAUUCACCAAACAAGUGAAUGCAUAAAAAUACAACCAGCUGACAUCCAGCCCGAUAUAUUCAGCUACUUGUUGCAUAUUAUGUACACAGGAAAAGGGCCAAAACAGACUGUGGAUCAUAGUCGUUUGGAGGAAGGGAUCCGAUUUCUUCAUGCUGACUAUCUUUCUCACAUUGCAACUGAAAUGAAUCAAGUGUUCUCACAAGAGACUGUGCAGACAUCCAAUUUGUAUGGUAUUCAGAUUUCAACAACCCAGAAAACAGCUGUCAAACAAGGGCUGGAGAUCAAAGAAGCUCCUCCCAAUAACAGUGGAAGCAGAGCUGCGGUCCCAGGGGACCACCCCCAGCUGCAGCUCUCCCUUGCAAUUGGGCUAGAUGAUGGUGGCGCAGAGCAGCAGAGGGCCCGUCCUGCUGCCCAGGCCUUGGAGGAGCACCAGAAGCCCCCAGUGUCCAUCAAACAGGAGACAUGUGAUCCAGAGUCUGUGAUCUCCCAAAGCCACUCCUCAUCCUCAUCAGAGGUGAUUGGCCCCUCUUUUACAGAAAACAGUAUCAAAGUCCACUUAUGCCAUUACUGUGGGGAGCGUUUCGAAUCCCGAGGUAACCUGAGACAGCACCUCCAUACCCAUGUGUCUGGAUCUCUCCCAUUUGGUGUCCCUGCUUCCAUUUUGGAAAGUAAUGACCUCGGUGAAGUACAUCCACUUGGUGACAGCAGUGAGACUCUUGAAUGCCGGAGGCUCAGCUCCUUCAUUGUCAAGGACAGUGAGCAGCAGCAGCAGACACCGCCUGAGCUCUCGAGCAGGGGUACCUCAGAGCCGGUACAGAUCAGUCAAGUAUCUUUGAUCUCCAAAGACACAGAGCCAGUAGAAUUAAACUGUAAUUUUUCUUUUUCAAGGAAAAGAAAAGUCAGUUGUACCAUUUGUGGUCAUAAAUUUCUUCGAAAGAGCCAGUUACUGGAACACAUGUACACACACAAAGGUAAAUCCUACAGAUAUAACCGAUGCCAAAGGUUUGGAAAUUCGUUGGCCCAGAGGUUUCAGCAGUAUUGUGACAGCUGGCCCGACGUCCCCUUAAAAAGCUCUCGCUUGUCACAAGAACAUUUAGAUUUGCCUUGUGCCUUAGAGUCCGAGCUCACACAAGCGGGUGUGGACACCAUCCUGGUGGAGUAGCAGCUGUUCCUGCAGAAUUCUUAACUGAUCUUGGAAGAGACUCACGUGCCGUUUCUAAUCAUAAGUUAGUAACCUCCUCGUGGUCUUUUGACUUAAAAUAAUCUGUCCCUAGUUUUGAGGUUAUACGUAUCAGUUCUCAUUAUAAGACAUGGGUAUUAAAUGUAACUUUCAAAUUA
This is a messenger RNA of Grammomys surdaster, 1600 nucleotides long. It is a transcript of the gene Zbtb25, whose product is annotated as zinc finger and BTB domain containing 25. Gene Ontology annotation, cellular component: nucleus. NCBI's taxonomy places the organism in Eukaryota, Metazoa, Chordata, Mammalia, Rodentia, Muridae. Gene Ontology annotation, biological process: regulation of transcription by RNA polymerase II. Bases 42 to 1424 code for a protein of 460 amino acids. Gene Ontology annotation, molecular function: DNA-binding transcription factor activity, RNA polymerase II-specific; RNA polymerase II cis-regulatory region sequence-specific DNA binding; protein binding. The transcript has 2 exons. The record is from RefSeq and is a predicted model, not a curated record.